Messenger RNA from Phascolarctos cinereus (koala), 1764 nucleotides. It is a transcript of the gene GSR, whose product is annotated as glutathione-disulfide reductase. Gene Ontology annotation, cellular component: mitochondrion; cytosol. Lineage: Eukaryota; Metazoa; Chordata; Mammalia; Diprotodontia; Phascolarctidae. The record is from RefSeq and is a predicted model, not a curated record. Gene Ontology annotation, biological process: glutathione metabolic process; cellular response to oxidative stress; cell redox homeostasis. Gene Ontology annotation, molecular function: glutathione-disulfide reductase (NADPH) activity; flavin adenine dinucleotide binding; NADP binding.
CCCCGCCCCCGCUCCGCAUCCCCGGGUUCUCUGCGAGCACCAGUUGCACAGCGGCCAGAGCCGACAGACAGACGGCAGCGGCGCGGCAGCACCGGCGUGGGCCUCCGCGUGGCAGCCGGCGUGGCGCGGCGCUGGCCCGGGCUGCUGCGCGCUGCCCAGGCGUCUGGGCGCCGCUGGGCCGCGGCAGGGGGCAUGGAGCCCUCGGACUGCUUGGGCUCCGGCCCGGGCUGCGAGCCGGCCGCCACCUACGACUUCCUGGUCAUCGGCGGCGGCUCGGGCGGCCUGGCCAGCGCCCGGCGUGCGGCCGAGCUCGGAGCGCGUGCGGCCCUGGUGGAGAGCCACAAGCUGGGGGGCACCUGCGUGAAUGUCGGAUGUGUGCCCAAAAAGGUCAUGUGGAACACCGCGGUCCACUCAGAGUUCAUUCACGACCAAGAGGAUUAUGGUUUCCAGAGCUGUGAUGCUAAGUUCAAUUGGCGAGUUAUCAAGGAGAAGCGGGAUGCCUACAUAAGCCGCCUGAACAACAUCUAUCAAAACAACCUCACCAAGUCCCAGAUAGAAAUCAUUCGGGGCCAUGCAGCCUUCACAAGUGACCCUGAGCCCACCGUGGAGGUGAAUGGGAAGAAAUACCGCGCUCCCCACAUCCUGAUCGCCACGGGGGGUUUCCCAACCCUUCCCAGUGAAGACCAGAUCCCUGGUGCCAGCUUGGGAAUGAGCAGCGAUGGCUUCUUCGAGCUGGAAGACUUGCCCAGGCGCAGCGUGAUCGUGGGCGCUGGCUACAUUGCUGUGGAGAUAGCGGGCAUCCUGUCGGCCCUCGGCUCUCGGACGUCACUGAUGAUACGUCACAACAAGGUGCUUCGAUCUUUUGAUUCAAUGAUCAGCUCCAACUGCACUGAAGAACUGGAGAAUGCGGGCAUCGAGGUCCUGAAGUACUCCCAGAUCAAGGAAGUGAAGAAGGCCUCCUCUGGCUUGGAGCUGACCGUGGUGACGGCGGAGCCCGAGAGGAAGCCCACCAUCUCCACAAUCUCGGACGUGGACUGCCUGCUGUGGGCCAUCGGGCGCACCCCCAACGUCAGGGGCCUGAACCUGAACCAGCUGGGCAUUCAGACCGACAGCGAAGGGCACAUCCUGGUUGAUGAAUUCCAGAACACCACCAGAAAGGGCGUCUAUGCUGUCGGGGAUGUGUGUGGGAAAGCUCUUCUUACUCCAGUCGCAAUUGCCGCGGGAAGGAAACUUGCCCACAGACUUUUUGAAUGCAAAUUGGACUCCAAGCUAGACUAUGAAAACAUUCCCACUGUGGUCUUCAGUCACCCGCCGAUUGGGACAGUGGGACUCACGGAAGAUGAAGCCAUUUCUAAGUAUGGGAAAGAAAAUGUGAAGACCUAUAUGACUGCCUUUACCCCUUUGUACCAUGCAGUGACUAGAAGGAAAACCAAGUGUGUGAUGAAGAUGGUGUGUGCCCUCCAGGAAGAGAAGGUGGUGGGGAUCCACAUGCAGGGAAUCGGGUGUGACGAGAUGCUACAGGGCUUUGCUGUGGCCGUGAAGAUGGGGGCCAGAAAGGCCGACUUUGACAACACGGUGGCCAUCCACCCGACCUCCUCGGAAGAGCUGGUGACGCUCCGCUGAAAGAGGCCGACUCUCGGAGACCGUUGCCUAACGCCACUGCCAGACGCCUCUUUUCUCAUUCCUCUUUUGUAGACUAAGUUUCAGUCCAGUUCCUUUAUGGUCACGAAGAUUUUCAAUAAAUAGCAGACACGAUUUCUGUAA